UGUUUUUAGUCUAAAUGGAGGUUAAAGUCCAGAGAUCAUAGUUUUAUUUUUAAGUUUUAAUUAGUUCGUUUUUAGUCAUUUUGUGUUUUCUUUGCCUUUUUCUUAAAAUUUAAGCAAAAAAUCCCAAAAUAGUAACAAAAAAAUGGCCUGUUUCGUAAGAAAUUUCACUAGAACCCCUUUUGCCGUUAAUUUCCAAUCCUGUCAGUUUUCUCAUCCACUUCGCACCUUUAUGUUAGGGGCGCAGCUGAAAGAGAAGAAAACAUUGAAAUCUCCAGGUCAGAACAUAGUGUUGGUGGACGGGGUACGUACGCCUUUUUUACUUGCUGGAACUGACUAUUCCAAGCUAAUGCCUCACGAUCUCGCCAAAAUGGCCUUAAGGGGUAUUCUAACGAAAACUGGAGUUCCACAAGACCUUAUCGAAUAUGUAAUUUAUGGUACCGUCAUCCAAGAAGUGAAAACUUCAAACAUAGCUAGAGAGGCAGCUCUUAGUGCUGGCUACAGUGACAAAAUUCCAGCCCAUACUGUUACUAUGGCUUGUAUUUCUUCAAAUGUAGCCAUGACCACAGCCAUUGGUUUGAUAAAUAGUGGAGUCUACGACAUGAUAGUAGCCGGAGGGGUGGAGUUUAUGUCCGAUGUGCCCAUUCGACACAACAGAAAGAUGCGCAGUUUGAUGUUGAGGGCAAAUAAGGCCAAAACCUUGCAGCAGAAGUUGACGCUGUUAGCAUCUAUUAGGCCAGAUUACUUUGUACCAGAACUGCCUGCUGUAGCUGAGUUUUCGUCUGGUGAAACUAUGGGUCAUUCCGCCGAUAGGUUGGCGGCGGCUUUUCGAGUGGGUCGGCAGGAACAGGACGAGUUUGCCAUUAGAUCGCAUUCAAUGGCCCAACAGGCUCAAGACAAAGGUUAUUUCACUGACCUGAUUCCAGUACAGGUACCUGGCAGCGACAAGGAAAUAACGAAGGACAACGGUAUCAGGGUGUCCACUCCCGAGCAGUUGGCGAAACUGAAACCGGCGUUCAUCAAACCCCACGGCACCAUAACUGCCGCCAACGCUUCGUUUUUGACAGACGGCGCGUCAGCUUGUCUGAUAACUACGGAGGCGAAAGCCAAAGCUUUGGGUCUAAAACCGAAGGCCUAUCUCAGACAUUUCCUCUACGUGUCGCAGGAUCCCGUCGAUCAAUUGCUCCUCGGGCCAGCGUACGGCACCCCGAAAAUUUUAGACAAGGCGGGUCUGACGUUGCAGGACGUGGACGCGUUCGAGUUCCACGAAGCGUUCGCCGGCCAGAUCCUGGCCAACCUGAAGGCGAUGGACAGCGAAUGGUUCUGUAAGCGGUACAUGAACAGAAACACCAAGGUUGGGAUGCCGCCGUUAAACAAGUUCAACAACUGGGGAGGCUCCCUUUCCAUAGGACACCCAUUCGGUGCUACUGGGGUCAGACUGGCGAUGCAUGCCGCCAACCGAUUGGUCAGGGAAGACGGACAGAUCGGUUUGAUAGCUGCCUGCGCAGCUGGCGGCCAGGGUGUGGCAAUGCUGGUAGAACGUCAUCCAGAUGCAACAGCCGACUAAUCAACCACCCAAAAGGAGAUUGUAUUUAUUAUUUGAUAAUUCUUUUAAUCCGUAAACGAAUCUUUAGCAUUUUUGCUUUUGCGGAAUAUUUAACUAGUAUAAUGUAAGACUGGCUCCAUAAAAAGUGUCUACACAGAAAUAUAUAGGUAAUAA
Molecule: messenger RNA, 1717 nt
Organism: Cylas formicarius (sweet potato weevil)
Lineage: Eukaryota; Metazoa; Arthropoda; Insecta; Coleoptera; Brentidae
Gene: Mtpbeta
Product: trifunctional enzyme subunit beta, mitochondrial
Exons: 8
Coding region: 143-1564 (473 amino acids)
Biological process (GO): fatty acid beta-oxidation
Molecular function (GO): acyltransferase activity, transferring groups other than amino-acyl groups
Source: RefSeq, a predicted model, not a curated record